AUGGCCUCAGGUCUAAUCUUAAACCCCCACCUCCUCCUCCAAACACUUCCAUUAGCAACAAGCACCGCAACCCUCGCGCACGCGCUACUAGAACUGACAACAAAUACCGCCUUCCUCAUCCCCUCCUGCAACCCACUUCGGAUAAAGUCCUGCCGAAAUGUAUGGACAGUCCUCGGUCUAAACCUGGGCACGAUAACCUCAGCCGCCGGGACUCUCUUCUUGAAUCGCUAUUACCCACAGAAGCCGCUGCAGACGACGGCAUUUUACUGGGUCGGCCUGGCUGGCGCGGUCGGACAUUUGGUUUUUGUGCCGUUUGUCGCCGGGCCCGUUAAGAGGAUUGUGGAUGAUGUUGCUGUUAAAGAGGAUCUUGGGGAGAGUGGGGUUGGCGCGUCAGUUGAUAUGCGCCGUUGGGUGGGGGUUCAUCGGGUUCGAAUGGUUGUUGCAGAUUUUUCGGCUUGGGUUGCUUUCGUGGGGGCGGUUUUGACGCUGUGA
Molecule: messenger RNA, 492 nt
Organism: Penicillium mononematosum
Lineage: Eukaryota; Fungi; Ascomycota; Eurotiomycetes; Eurotiales; Aspergillaceae
Product: putative integral membrane protein
Exons: 2
Coding region: 1-492 (163 amino acids)
Source: RefSeq, a predicted model, not a curated record